Fusarium sp. VM40 is the source of this 1662-nucleotide messenger RNA. NCBI's taxonomy places the organism in Eukaryota, Fungi, Ascomycota, Sordariomycetes, Hypocreales, Nectriaceae. The record is from the annotation of a GenBank genome assembly.
AUGGCUUCAGAAUUCGGAGGUUCUCAGCCAAAGAGAGAACCGACACCUACUCUUCCGCUAUCGUCGAUUCCUCAAAAGCGCGCUCUCGAAGAAGGCCGUCACAGUCCCGUCGUCCCCUCGCCCUUGAAUCCCGAAGUCAAACCUUCCGAAUCCCUGGCACCCGAAGAUGCCGCCCAAGCUGCUCGUUCCAAGUCGGUGCGCACCAAGAAGGACACACUUAAAAAACGCGAAUCCAAAGGCGGUGAUAGUGCUCGUGCGACUCCCGACCCGAAGCCAAGGGUGAAGCAACAAAAGAAGCAGAGCGAAUCAAGUCCGUUACGUUAUAAGCUCGCGCCUCCUAAACUGUCCGACUUUGACCCCCCUCGAGGUCCUGUCAUGACGGCGCAUCAUGAGACGACAAUACAUGAUGGUCGAACAGUAGAAUUCUUUGAGACAUCGGAUCAUGUCUCCAACAAGAAGAGCUUCCGAUAUACACACUGCAUCGCCGACCCUCUUUUCCCUUCCAUGAUCUAUUAUCGAGGUACAGAGCCAGAGCCUUAUGGUCCCCACAUGAGCUUCGAGGAUUCGGCGGGGCAUGUCUACUUCGACAAGUCAGCCCGCCAAGUUACGACCGACAAAGGAUUCCGCAUGGCACGAGCGAAUGUUGCUGUAAGGGAAGGCAGAUGGUAUUGGGAAUGCAAGAUCACAAGAGGAGUUCGGCCACCCAAGGAUGGCGAGUCUAAACCUGAAGGCGGACAACAUGUGCGCAUGGGCUGGGCGAGACGAGAAGCAUCACUUGAUGCCCCAGUAGGGUUUGACGCCUACAGUUAUGGCAUUCGCGAUGUUGCUGGCGAAAAGGUGCAUAUGUCACGACCUAAGGAAUUUUUCCCUGCAGGAGAAGGUAUUCGAGAAGGCGACGUCAUCGGCCUCGAAAUUCAACUACCGUCAGAACAUUUACACCACAAGAUCAUGACUGGGCAGUAUAACCCAGUAGUUGACCAAACCGACGAGGAACCUCCACCUACAGCGGAAGGGCGCAACAUUGUCCGCGAUCGCGUUCCUAUUCGCUUCAAGGCACAUACGUAUUUUGAAAGGAUCGAGUAUCAUCCAGUCAAGGAGCUGGAGGACCUCAUGAACCCGACUGGGUUGGGUAGCGGCCCUUCUGAAGCUCCUGGUCCUAACCAUCCAAGCCCAAGCCUACGUACUCUCCCCAAUUCUUGCAUCCGCGUAUACAAGAAUGGCGUUCUCAUGGGAGUUCCUUUUGAGAAUUUACUGGGGUUCCUUCCACCAUCUUCUCGCCCUCAAACCCAGGUCGGCGCCCGCGAAGGUCUCGACGACGGCAUGCUCGGAUACUACCCUGCGGUCAGUGUCUUCCGUGGAGGCGCUGUGGAGGUCAAUUUCGGCCCCGACUUCUGGUACCCUCCUCCCGCCGAGCCCGCCGCCGACGAUGGCCCGGAUGCAACCAGAUCCGGCCAUGCUCAGCUGAACCAGGUUCAUGCUAUAAGCGAGCGCUGUUAUGACCAGAUUGCUGAGGACAUCGUCUAUGACAUUAUCGACGAGGUUGACUUCUGGUCGCAAGACGGCGGUGGCGCCACAGAUCGUCAAGGCGUGAGUGACAAGAGCGAGGCUGUUGCCAUGGCCCCUGGGCGAGAAGAGAUAAAGGAACUGGUUCAAGAUGAUUAA